Molecule: messenger RNA, 1664 nt
Organism: Mobula hypostoma (lesser devil ray)
Lineage: Eukaryota; Metazoa; Chordata; Chondrichthyes; Myliobatiformes; Myliobatidae
Product: desmin-like
Exons: 1
Coding region: 46-1101 (351 amino acids)
Biological process (GO): intermediate filament organization
Cellular component (GO): intermediate filament; cytoplasm
Molecular function (GO): structural constituent of cytoskeleton
Source: RefSeq, a predicted model, not a curated record
UGUCCAGUGAGCCCAGACACACACGGCCGGGGGAGUGGCGGCAGCAUGUUCUCGGGCUCCAGGACCUCGUCGCCCAACUCGGCCGCCGCAUCCUCGGCGUGCCAGGAGCGGCAGAUGGAGGUUGUGGCGAGCGAAGCGGACGGCAAGGAGCUGCAGGAUGGCAUGCAGGAGGGCAAGGACCAGAUCAAGGACCUGAACGAGCGCUUCGCCAAGUACAUCAACAACACGGUGCUGAACCUGCAGCGCAAGAACAAGGAGCUGCUGGCCGAGGUGAAGAAGCUGGAGCGGGAGGAGUUCAACGCGGCGGAGAGGGCCUACCAGAAGGAGUACCAGGACUUCCAGGCGCGGGUGGAUGAGGCGCAGAACGAGCUGGUGCUGCUGAAGCUGGAGAAGGACAAGCUGAAGGCGCGGCUGGAGAAGGAGUGCCAGCUCAAGCGCGAGUUCGACCGCGACUUCCAAGAGCUGAAGAAGAAGUACGAGGACUCGGGCAGCGGCCUGGACAAGCUGCAGUGCCAGUACAAGCUGCUGGAGGCGCAGCUGGCGCAGCUGAAGCUGGUGCGGGACCAGGAGCGCAUCUACUGGCAGCAGAAGCUGGACAACCUGCAGAACGUGGAGCAGGCGGAGUGCACGGCGCUCGACCUGGAGCAGGGGCUGCGCAACAUGCGCCAGGAGUACGAGCAGGCUGCCCGGCGCCACAAGGAGGAGCUGGCCCGCUACCGGCACAGGUUCGAGGAGAACAGUGUGCCGCUGCAGAAGGUCAAGAAGGAGACCGAGUGCUACCGCAACGCCGUUACCGACCUGCGGCUGCGGGACGAGAUGCACAAGAACCACCUGCAGGAGAAGGAGCGGGAGAUCGGCCGGAUCCGGGAGUAUAACAAGGCGCUGGAGAAGAAGAUCGAGGCGCACACGGCCGACUUCCAGGCCCUGCUGUCGGUGAAAAAUGCGCUGGAGCAGGAGCUGGCCGGCUACAAAAGUCUGCUCAACCAGGUGGAGAAGAAGUCCAGGGACUACGCCAACCCUGCCUGUCUAACCACUUCUCCUGCCAGUCUAUCCAGUUCUCCUGCCAAAGCAGCCGAAGACGUCAAUAAGAUGUGGUGUUAGUGUACCCACAGUUUACUUUGAGCUUUAUACAUGUUUAAACGACCCUCUAAUUAGCUGACAACUAUCGGAGUAUUUAUUUUGUGGUUUUUAUGCUUAUCUGCUGUUUAUCUUUGGAAAUACAUCGUAACCUCUUACAUUUAAGCACCUUUUAUAAAACAGUAAGAAUCCAUUAUAACGUCCCCUUUAAAGAUGUACAAAAUUUUAGAACGUCAGCGUGGGGCCCCUUUCUGAAUUAUUUUCAAAACUUUCAAAACCCUCAGUUCGUUGUUUAAAUUUAGAUAUUGCCUGUUAUUAUUUUUUUAUUAUACGAGAAGGUAUUUUACCUUUUUUUUCUCCUUAAUAAAUAGCUUCUGUCUUGGGAGGGGUUAAACUUUUUUUUGUAAUAAAUUAGUAUAUUUCUAAAUAACUUUGACUAACUUACAUGAAUAUGGGGUAAUUAGAUUGUUAUUAUGAGUGGAUAUAAUGUAAUUGGUAGUUGUUUUUUUUUUUGACCUUUAUAUAUACUUUCUUGUACUCUUCUAUGUAGAAACUAAUAAAAAUAUUGAAAGAGAAUGUCAGCUGUG